This is a messenger RNA of Scheffersomyces coipomensis, 796 nucleotides long. RefSeq names its product Snl1p (gene SNL1). Gene Ontology annotation, cellular component: nucleus; cytosol; cytoplasm. Lineage: Eukaryota; Fungi; Ascomycota; Pichiomycetes; Serinales; Debaryomycetaceae. Gene Ontology annotation, molecular function: protein-folding chaperone binding; adenyl-nucleotide exchange factor activity. The transcript has a single exon. The record is from RefSeq and is a predicted model, not a curated record. Gene Ontology annotation, biological process: protein stabilization. The coding region runs from base 130 to 741 and encodes 203 amino acids.
GAACUGAACAAACAGAAAAAAAAAAGUUGAAUCAAAACAAAAAUUAACUAUGAUUUCAUGUGAUUGAAAUAUACAGACAUCAUCCUACAUAACUACCAUUUAUACUUCUUAUAUUGAUAAACAUUGAUCAUGGAUAAGAUAGUAUCACAGUUAGAAGAAUGGAAGUCAAGCUUACCAUCUGAUUUCGAACAAGUUAAAAGCUAUGUGGUUCAAGUUCAAGAAUCCAUACCAACUUCAAUUGAAGAAUUACAACCUCAUAUUGAUUAUGUUAAAUCUAUAACUCCUCAAGAUAUCAUUGAUGAUUUCUCACAAUUAAAAGUUAGUCCAAUCACUGUAUCAUUAACCAUCACUGCGUUAACUACCAUACUUAUCAUUUCCAAAGUAUUAUUAGGUUCAAAAUCAAGUGCUGCCAAAACUGCCAAUAAAAAGAAGAAGCCAAAGAAGAAGCUUAGUAAAGCUCAAAGGGCUAAUAAAACCAUUCAAGAUAUUCUUGACUUUGUUGAAUCAGAAUAUGUUCCUCAAAUUGAUGAUUAUUUACAUAAUCAUAAGGAUUUAUCUCAAGAAGAUGUUGAAUAUAAAUAUAAUUACUUUGAAGAAAUGUUAUUGAAAGAAUUAGUCAAAUUAGAUGCUAUUGAUGUCACUGGUAAUGAAAUAUUAAGAGAUAAUAGAAAGAAAGUAAUUAAAUUCAUUCAAGAUCAUCAUCAAAGAUUAGAUAAGUUUAAAAAGGAAGCUAAAUUCUAGAUAAAUCUAUAUUUAUUAAAAAAAGCUAAACGUACAUAUAUAUAUAUAUAAUUAG